Molecule: messenger RNA, 1297 nt
Organism: Lemur catta (Ring-tailed lemur)
Lineage: Eukaryota; Metazoa; Chordata; Mammalia; Primates; Lemuridae
Gene: MMAB
Product: metabolism of cobalamin associated B
Exons: 9
Coding region: 301-963 (220 amino acids)
Molecular function (GO): corrinoid adenosyltransferase activity
Source: RefSeq, a predicted model, not a curated record
AGGGUAACGAACACCUGCCUUGAAUCGCGGUGUGGUCGCCAUGGGUACGUCACACCGCCGUGAGGUCACCGCGGCAACCGCCAAGUGACAUCCCUUCGCGGUCCUGACGUCACCAUGGCCACGGGGGCAACGUGAGCGCCAGAGACCAGGAAUUCCGUGGACAAGCCGGAGCGAGGCCCAGCUAUCAUGAGUCAGGGCAGGGCGUAUCCCACGUGGGCCAGGGGGGCCUCAACUCGGAUUUUGACCCGUCUCCGAAGUAGUUUACACUCCUAGGCACAGAUACGCCACCACGAUCUGAAGAUGGCUUUCCUCAUACAGCUUGCAACUUGCACCCGACCCAGACCUCAGAACCUGGAGAGGCUACAGCCUUCCUCGAAGACACCCAAGAUCCCAAAGAUCUACACCAAAACAGGAGACAAAGGGUUUUCUAGCACCUUCACUGGAGAAAGGAGACCCAAAGAUGACCAAGUGUUUGAAGCCGUGGGAACUACAGACGAAUUAAGUUCAGCCAUUGGGUUUGCUAUGGAAGUAAUCGAGGAAAAGGGCCACACCUUUGCUGAGGAGCUUCAGAAAAUCCAGUGCAUGUUGCAGGACGUCGGCUCCGCCCUGGCGACUCCACGCUCCUCGGCCAGGGACGCUCACUUGAAGCACACUGCAUUUGCGGCGGGGCCCAUCCUGGAGCUCGAGCAGUGGAUCGACAGAUACACCAGCCAGCUGCCCCCGCUCACGGCUUUCAUCCUGCCCUCGGGAGGCAAGAGCAGCUCUGCGUUGCAUUUCUGUCGGGCCGUGUGCCGCCGCGCUGAGAGACGCGUGGUGCCCCUCGUCCAGAUGGGAGAGACUGAUGCCAACGUGGCCAAGUUCUUAAACAGACUCAGCGACUACCUCUUCACGUUGGCCAGAUACGCAGCCAUGAAGGAGGGGAAGCGAGAAAAAAUCUACAAGAAAAGCGACCCAUCGGACUGAGCCUGAGGCCUCUCGAGAUAACAGAAAGGGGGAGUUUUGUAGACCCCGCCACAGCGAUGGCGGGGAAGGGAAGAGCUUGCCCUUCCCGUGUCCUGGUUCCCGAAGAUCCCCCCAGAGGGACAGGAAGCAGGCCUCUGUCCCGGCUGGGCUUUGUGGCACACCCCCUGCCAUUUCCCUCCAGGGCCCGUGGCCCUCUGAGGAUGCUGCCUGGCCCCCAGGCGCCCCCCGAUCUUGGAGGGAAGUGGGAGCGAACUCAGUGUCGCCAGUAAGGACAGUAAAGUGGCACAGCGAGAAGGAGCCCUGUGGAAAAGUGAAUAAAAGUGGGAAGGCUUGA